Messenger RNA from Cokeromyces recurvatus, 1512 nucleotides. RefSeq lists its product as uncharacterized. The coding region runs from base 89 to 1462 and encodes 457 amino acids. Lineage: Eukaryota; Fungi; Mucoromycota; Mucoromycetes; Mucorales; Mucoraceae. The record is from RefSeq and is a predicted model, not a curated record. The transcript has 5 exons.
GUUCAUAAUAUUAUUCUUUCUUUUUUCUUUGUAAUUUAAUCAACUUUGUUGUUUGUAAAUUUUAGUUUAGUUUUUUUUUUUUUUUUAAAUGCUAUCAAAGGACUUGACGCCAAAUCCAAAGGCUGUCAAUAUAAUCCGUCCGUUUAAUCAACAAACACAACAACAACAACAACAACAACAACAAACACAACAGUAUUUAUUUUCUAAUCAGCUUUUACAACAGCCUUAUAAUGGUUCGUCGUCUUCAAGUACAUCCUCCAUUACUACAAUGACAACAACUCCCAUGAUUCGACAAUUGUCAGCAGAAAGUAACCCGGGGCUUUCAUUCUUUUGUCAUUCAAGUAAUAAUACUAAUAAUAACAAUAAGACUAAUACUGUCGCAAAUCAUUCCAUUAUAACAACAUUCAAUGUACAAAACUCCUCAUUUGAUAAUCAACAUAAACCAACAUUAAAAACUCCUUCUGCUAAUACUACUCCAGCCUUAGUCAUAAGUCGGAUCAAUUUACCCAACUAUGUUAAAAAGCAUCGUCCAACUGAUCAAGUUGAAUCUGUAAUAACAAACAAAGAAGAAGAAAAAGAAAGGGUUUUAUCAUCCUCACCGACUACAGAUAAUAAAAUAUCAACAUUUAAACCCGGUAUUGGUUUUAUAGGCAGUAGUGGAGGAGGUGUAGGUUCAUUUUUACUUCGAGGUAGACAUAUACUACAGUCAAGUCAUCCAUUAGAAGAAGCAAGAGUAUAUCAAAAGAUUGAAGAUCUGGAAAUAGAAAAAAAGUCUCUAUUGACUUUAAAUCAAACAUUAGAAACAGUAAUAAAAGAACAAUCAAUGACUAUAAGUGAUUUACAAAAUAGAUUAGCAGCAAUAGAGAGACCACUAACACCAGGUUUAGAUACAACUUUAAGUGAAGAUGACAUUAUGCAGCCUCCUUCUCCUAAUAAUGAUGAUAUACUUGAAUUAGAGAAAUGUAUUAAAGACGAAGAUGCUGCAUUUGAAAGGAUUCGUACGAUGCUUGUAGAUCUGAUUGAUCAGGCACAAACUGCUGUUUCACAAAAUAAUCGACAAUUAAUAGAUGCCUCCACAAAUACAACCUAUGCUACCUCACCGAAACAUACCUCAUAUCCUUCACUGCCGAACAGACGGCCGAAAUCAUUAAUCAUACAUUCGUCAACAAAUACGAACCAGCAACCAUUUCGAAGAAGACUAUCUAGUAGUGGAAUAAAUACUACGAGUACGAAAAUAAGCCCAUCAUCAUCACCUGUAAGCACAAAAAUAGGUCCAUCAUCACCACCUUCUACUUCUCCUAUACCAAAUAGACGCUACUCAGUUCAGCGAUCUGUCACGAGAUCCUCAUCACCUUCAUUUACUACUAAAAAGAAAGUAUCCUCCUCAUCUAAACAUACUACUAUGAAAUAUAAUAAAGCAAUACAUGAUUCACAACAACAAACGAAAAAAUGGAUAAAUUAAUCCCACUAACAUAUGUAUACCACCACUACCACCACCUUUUUUUUUUAUUU